AUGUUCAUUUCUAUCUAUCUAUCUAUCUAUCUAUCUAUCUAUCUAUCUAUCUAUCUAUCACAUAUAUUUUGCAAAAUAAAAAUAAAAAACAGGAAUUUCUCAAAAAAGAAAAUCCACGCACAUAUAUCUAAAAUUUGGAAACUAGCUAGGAUUCCUAUUCUAAAUAAUUUCUUCAUCUAUCUAUCUAUCUAUCUAUCUAUCUCAAUCAUCUAUCAAUCAGUUCUCUUUCUCUCUUUAUUUCUAUCUAUCUAUCUAUCUAUCUAUCGCAAUCAUCUAAUCAGUUUGAAUAAAGCAGGGUUGGGGGCAGACCAAGAAGAAUUAUACACUAAUCUAUCAUUUCAAGUUUUCCCUUAUUUCUUUCUUCAUCGUGACAUUAAAUAUUUUUCUUUCUUUCUUCUUUUAAUGCUUACGGGCCCCCAAAAUGUCUUUUUUUUUUCUUUUUUUAAGAAAUCGAUCCAAAAAAGUAAAGACAAAAAGUUAUCUCUCUUUCUCUCUCUCUCUCUCUCUCUCUCUCUGUUACAGAAAAUUCUGUUCAAAAAACUUUUACAUAUUCGUUUCCUACGAACUGGAUGGCAUCAAAAGUUUUCACGUGUUAAUUUCUCUCUCUCUCUCUCUCUCUCUCUCUCUCUCUCUCUCUCUCUCUCUCUCGCUGUCUCUUCCCCACCCGGCAAAAAGCCCGAGCAAUAUAUCAAUCUGCUCAUCUAUCUAUCUAUCUAUCUAUCUAUCUAUCUAUCUAUCUAUCUAUCUAUCUAUCUAUCUAUCUAUCCUGGUCUCCUACCUAAGAAUGAGAGAUCUAUCUAUCUAUCUAUCUAUCUAUCACUAUACCAAUGCUGUCUAUCUACCAGUACCUACCUACCUGUCUGUCUGUCUGUCUACCUAAUCUGUCUCUCUACCAAUCUAUCUACCUAUCUAUUUACUAGUAUGCCUAUCUACCUACCAAGUUACCUGCCUGUCUAUCUACGUACGUACGUACCUACAUGUUUGUUUUUAUCUAUCUAUCUAUCUAUCUAUCUAUCUAUCUAUCUAUCUAUCUAUGAUGACACCUGA
Acanthosepion pharaonis is the source of this 1047-nucleotide messenger RNA. NCBI's taxonomy places the organism in Eukaryota, Metazoa, Mollusca, Cephalopoda, Sepiida, Sepiidae. The record is from the annotation of a GenBank genome assembly.